This is a messenger RNA of Loa loa (African eye worm), 891 nucleotides long. RefSeq names its product enoyl-CoA hydratase/isomerase. The transcript has 5 exons. The record is from RefSeq and is a predicted model, not a curated record. Gene Ontology annotation, cellular component: mitochondrion. The coding region runs from base 1 to 855 and encodes 284 amino acids. Lineage: Eukaryota; Metazoa; Nematoda; Chromadorea; Rhabditida; Onchocercidae. Gene Ontology annotation, molecular function: delta(3,5)-delta(2,4)-dienoyl-CoA isomerase activity.
AUGAAAUUUGCUCUGUCAACAUUUUCCGGUUUAGAAUUCAUUGAGAUAACUCAAUACAGUCAACAUGUAUUCAAUGUUAAAUUAAAUCAACCGGAAACCAGAAAUGCAUUCACUUUACCAUUCUGGAGAGAACUUCAAAAUGUUUUCAACAAUUUAGCAACCAAUUCCAAAUGUCGUGCAAUUGUACUAUCUGCAGCCGGAAAAUCAUUUUGUUCAGGAAUGAAUCUCAAAACUGAAUUUGAUCAACUUUCGGCAAUUAUUCGGAGUGACACGUUGGAUAUUAGUCGUAAAUCGUUGAAAAUUCGUGAACUAAUAGCUAUAUGUCAAGAUAGUUUUACAUCACUGGAAAAAUGUCCAAAACCAAUAAUCGCCGCAAUUCAUGGCCAUUGUAUCGGAGCUGGAAUAAGCCUUGUCGCUGCUGCUGACAUACGUUAUGCUGCUAAUAAUACAAUCUUCUCAAUAAAAGAGGUGGAUAUUGGCCUAGCUGCCGAUGUUGGCAUUUUAAAUCGAGUUAACAAACUUGUUGGAAAUGACAGUUUAACUCGUGAAUUUGCUUAUACAGCUCGUGAUUUUCAUAGUUCGGAAGCAUUGAAAUACGGUUUCAUAUCUCGACAAUUCGAUAGUACCGAAGAAUGCUUAUCAGCGGCUUUAUCACUAGCUGAUAAUAUUGCCAUGAAAAGCCCAAUUGCUGUUCAAGGUACUAAAUUAGCGCUGAACUAUUCUCGUGAUCAUCCUAUUGAUGAUUCCAUCCAAUUUAUCCGCACAUGGAAUCAAUCACAGCUUCAAUCCGAGGAUUUAUUCCAAACAAGUGCUGCUGCAUUUACCAAUGAGAAGCCUAAAUUCAGCGAUGCUUAAUAUGCUUGCAUGCAAAAACUGGUUCAUUUUGGUGAC